AUGCCCUGGUCAUCGUCCCUGGGCCAGCGUUGCCCCCACAUGUCCCAACACGAUGGCGUCAGAACACGCUUUGGCGGUCAUGUUCAGUCAGAUCGUCGACUCCUGCUGAUUCCCGUGGCACUUCUGAUUGACCUUAUCCAUAAAAAAAAGAAAGGCAGCACAAUCAUGCACUGGGAGUGCGCUGACGGAGCCACUAUGGACACAGCCAACUGGCACAGACAACUUUCGCGUCGACAUCGCACCAUCCGCGACUAG
Molecule: messenger RNA, 255 nt
Organism: Mesocestoides corti
Lineage: Eukaryota; Metazoa; Platyhelminthes; Cestoda; Cyclophyllidea; Mesocestoididae
Source: the annotation of a GenBank genome assembly